ACAAUACCUCAGCUCAGAUUCGCUGCACCACAGAUGAAGGAAUUUUCCCGAGAAAGUGAGAGAAGAUCAGGUGAAAAGAAAUGGGGAUAGCAGCUGCACUAGGUCUGCUUUCACCCUUCCCAUUCUACUAUUGGCUAUGGACUUACCCACAAACAUGGGUGGACCUGUGUGGGAAAGGGCGUGACCCAUGCACAGUGAUGGCUUAUGUGUCUCAUUUCCUCAAACUGAUUCAGUUCCUCUCUCUCUUCUCAGUCUCCACCCUCACUUGGCCUCCCCUUCUUUACUUCUGGCCCCUCAUUGCCUUUGGCCAGUUCCUCAACUUCAGGGUCUAUCAGUUGCUCGGCGAAUCUGGUACUUAUUAUGGAGUACGUUUUGGGAAGAACAUUCCCUGGGUGACAGAAUUUCCAUUUGGGUACAUAAAAGAUCCUCAGUAUGUGGGAAGUAUUUUAAGUCUUCUCGCAUGCCUGUGGUGUGUACCAUUUCGAUACAUUUUGUUGUGGACGUUGGGCUAUGUUGUAAUGAUACAAGUGGAGUCAAAGGAAGAUCCCACAACUCGUGCAAAGCCACCUUCGUAAUUCAACAUUUUGAAUUAGACCAGAGAAUCAGUCGUGUUUAGAACACCAAAAUUUGUUGAAUUGAGAUUGCAGUAGGUUUUUCUUCUCUUUUGUCCUGCGUCAUUCA
Prunus avium (sweet cherry) is the source of this 681-nucleotide messenger RNA. It is a transcript of the gene PLMT, whose product is annotated as phospholipid N-methyltransferase. Lineage: Eukaryota; Viridiplantae; Streptophyta; Magnoliopsida; Rosales; Rosaceae. The record is from RefSeq and is a predicted model, not a curated record. Gene Ontology annotation, biological process: phosphatidylcholine biosynthetic process. Gene Ontology annotation, molecular function: S-adenosylmethionine-dependent methyltransferase activity.